GCUGUGGAGGCCUGCCAUUAUCAACCAUCUCUAUUGGACCGCAGCUUCCACCCCUACAGGAGAUCCAGAUGAGAUGCAGGCAAAAUGGCAGAGUAUGAUAAAUCAUGUACAGGACAUACAUAAACACAGCACUCCUGCAUUUACCAGCUGCGCACAUCCACCGUUGGAAGGAGAGGCAAGAAACAAGGAGUGGCUGGAACCAGGAUCACCAGCAGCCACUAAACUGGAGAGUGUAGCUGCCAGGAAAGCACUGGUAAAGGAUAUUCGACAAUUGUCACCUCAGCAUCAGACAUUCUCCCUGGAGGCCUACCAUUCCCUUAUUCUGCACUUUGCUCCCAAACACACUGGCUUUUCUUUUCUUGGGAUGUACAGCAGACUUCUCUUGGCAGCCCUACAUUUCAAUAGUAAUGGCAACAGAGAUGUAGCGCGUACUAGUGAGGGUGAGGUACGCUACGCUGUUCGCUACCCACGGUUUCGGAAAGGUGGCUGGGUAGUCCACCCCAUCAAGGAGAAACCAUCUUACGGAUACGCAACAAAUCUUAUGGUCUCUCUGGUAGAGGAAUACUGCAAGUCACCACAGGCCCUACAAGAAAGCAGUGCCGUCUUGUCCUCUGCUGCACCGCCCCCCCUCACCUCUUCCGUCCAGAAGGUUGCCAAGGAUGAGGCAGUCAGCCUCCAUCUCGCACGACACUCACGUUUUAACAUGUAAUA
Molecule: messenger RNA, 711 nt
Organism: Carassius carassius (crucian carp)
Lineage: Eukaryota; Metazoa; Chordata; Actinopteri; Cypriniformes; Cyprinidae
Exons: 4
Coding region: 74-709 (211 amino acids)
Source: RefSeq, a predicted model, not a curated record